This is a messenger RNA of Lucilia sericata (common green bottle fly), 470 nucleotides long. RefSeq names its product cytochrome c oxidase subunit 7A1, mitochondrial-like. The record is from RefSeq and is a predicted model, not a curated record. Gene Ontology annotation, biological process: regulation of oxidative phosphorylation; mitochondrial electron transport, cytochrome c to oxygen; mitochondrial respirasome assembly. The transcript has 2 exons. The coding region runs from base 126 to 407 and encodes 93 amino acids. NCBI's taxonomy places the organism in Eukaryota, Metazoa, Arthropoda, Insecta, Diptera, Calliphoridae.
UUACAUAUUUAAACAUCACUAACAAACAAUAUAAAAACUAAUUUUAAAUAAACUUUUUCAGAAAAAUAAUUCACAAAUAAAUUUAAAUACUAAUUUUUAGGAGAAGAAUAACAUAAAUCCAAGUGAUGUCCCAUUUAAUAAGGACCUUUAUUCGCACCCCCUUGAACCGAUCCAUUAUGCUGACCGGCCAACGCAUGCAGCAUCAGCAACAAACUCAAUGCUGCAAAAGAAGUAAACUGCCACCGAAACUACAACGUUUACAAAAACUGUUUCAAGAGAAAAACGAUCUGCCGGUGUUCCUUAAAGGUGGUGCUAAAGAUAAAAUGCUCUAUUACAGCACUUUAGGUUUGGCAGGAAUGGGUUUAUUGUAUAAUGUAGUGUUUUUGGCAGGUUAUAUAAUUGAUUAAACAUAAUCCUUACAAAUGUUUAUUUUUUAAUAAAUUUAUUUAAAAUUAUUAGUUUAAACAACA